Cannabis sativa is the source of this 1008-nucleotide messenger RNA. RefSeq lists its product as uncharacterized. Gene Ontology annotation, molecular function: calcium ion binding. Bases 285 to 794 code for a protein of 169 amino acids. Lineage: Eukaryota; Viridiplantae; Streptophyta; Magnoliopsida; Rosales; Cannabaceae. The record is from RefSeq and is a predicted model, not a curated record. The transcript is spliced from 10 exons.
AAUGGGAUUUUUGUCGUUAAUAUAGGAGUGCAACAAAAUAAACCAUUAAGAUUUUUACCAAAAAAAUUUGUGCUUAAGUAAUUAAGGACAACAAAGUGAUAUGAUUUUUUGCAGCAAAUUUCCAAUAAAUCAAAAUACAUAUAAAAUGAAAUCUUGUGUACGAUCAUAAAUGACGUCGUUUAGUGAACUUGAUCAAUGAUCGAGUCGAGGGAGCGAUUGAAUUGAGAGAAAUCAUUUGACUGCGUUUGUUUUGCUUGAUUUGAAUUUGGAUUAUACUUUCGAAAAUGGAGACUUCCACCGUUCUCAGAGAAUGGUUCGACCGAGUUGACUCCGACAAGUCCGGCUCCAUUACAGCUUCUCAGCUCAAGAAAGCUCUCGCCGUCGGAAACCUCGAAUUCUCUAUCUCCGUUGUUCAACAAAUGAUCAGGAUGUAUGAUUUUGACAGGAAUGGAACUAUGAGCUUUGAUGAGUUCGUUGCCCUUAACAAGUUUCUUCUCAAGGUUCAACAAGCCUUUUCAGACCUGGAAAGGGAUCGUGGUUAUCUUGUUACUGAUGAAGUGUUUGAGGCAUUGGUGAAAAUCGGAUUCUCGCUGGACUCUCCUGCUUUUUACACUGUCUGUGAGAGUUUUGAUAAAAAGAAGAAUGGAAGAUUCAGAUUAGAUGAUUUUAUAUCUCUUUGUAUAUUCUUGCAAUCAGCUCGUAAUAUGUUUGAUUCAUUUGAUACUGCUAAGCAGGGUCGGGUUACUCUUGAUCUUAACCAAUUUGUAUAUUGCACUGCGAAUUGUAGGAUAUGAAAUCAUUGCACAUUUAUUGGUGUCUUCCAUUCUCUACAGUAUCGAAGGAAAUUAUUGUAGUAUGCAUAUGUUUGCAGUUAAGUUAUUUUUAACAUUGUUUUCAAAAGACUAUAUAUUGUUUUAUGUAAUUAUUCAAUUUACAAAAAGAAAAUUAUAGUAUCCUAUUAUAUUAUAUGUUAAGACAUUCAAAAUUUAUAGAAAGACUUUCCAAGAA